This is a messenger RNA of Ostrea edulis (European flat oyster), 1131 nucleotides long. RefSeq lists its product as uncharacterized. Lineage: Eukaryota; Metazoa; Mollusca; Bivalvia; Ostreida; Ostreidae. The record is from RefSeq and is a predicted model, not a curated record. The coding region runs from base 560 to 1102 and encodes 180 amino acids. The transcript has 5 exons.
AUCAAAGGUCACAGCGAGAGAGUUUUUGAAUACACUCUGCUUCAUAUGAAUAUAGAAACAUGUCAGCUAACAAAGGAGCGCAAUUCGUGCCCAUGGGAAUUCCGACAGACAGUUGGAAGACCUGAUCACCAAAGACCACGAAGAUAUUGUCAAUGCGGAACUCUAGCAUAUUUUUUAUUUCAACUUCAGGGUACUUGUGCGUGGAAUCAGAGUGGUGUUUAACAAGGUAAGUUUUUGAAUGACUGAUCACUAGAUAUGAAUAUUUCCGUUUUCUAUUUUUGUUGAAGAAGCAACUGUCUAUGAUGUCAAAAAGUCUAGUCUUUAAAGGCAUACACGCUAAUUUUUAUUGAAUUUAAAUGUAUGCAAUUUAUUACGAAUUAUUGUUGUUGAUAUAUUAUCAUACCAUCGUGGAAAAUUAAACAAUUUAAAUCAACUGUUUAAAAAAAAUAUUGUAAAUCUAAUUUUUUUUUUUUAUUUCUUUCGGGCCGCUUGUAAAUCCUUUAUUUAAAUGAGACUGUACCACGUGACACCGCGAGUCACUUCUACACUAUAAACAAAUAUGGCGUCGAGAAAGCGUGGGAGACCAUUUGGAAGUCAGUUAUCUUUAUCUACACAGAAAGAGAGGGAAAGAAUGAUGGAUAGAGAAAGAGGCAAAGAAAGGAUUUUUAUCGGAUAUGAUGUUGAGAGAUGGAAUCGGCUGAAGGAAGACUUAAACCUUAUGUACAACCAUGAAGUUGCGGGCUUCUUACUGAACAGUUAUGAACAUAAUAAGGGAAGGAAGGUAAUUUCAUCAACCCCAAUGCAUGGUCUCAAACCCAUAACAGAGUUAUUAAAACAUCCAGCUGGGAUUUCAGAUAUUUCAUCUGCAGAAUCUGGAAAAACAUCUGAUCUGGCAAUGUCCGGAAUAGAGCAAAUUGAAGCAAGACCGUCAGGGAGUGAAGACCCCAAACCACCAAACAGGAAAAAGGCCAAGGGAUCAGAAUACUCGGCGUCGUUUUUGGAUCCUUUGGAAAUAAGUAUUGACAUAUCAGAAGAAGUAGAGGACUUGGAGGAAAGUGAUGAUGAAUCAUAUCAACCAAGCAUCAACAUAUCAAUUGGGUAAAGUGGAAUAUAUUCUUGAAAAUUAACGUC